AUGUCUUCUCCAAAAACUCGCGCCAAAGGCUCUUCCUCUUCACUUUCUCCUCCUUACAUUUCAGGAACAGGUGUUGAUAAACAUGCGAUUGAGAUUCGCAGCAAGCUUCACUCCAAGUACUUGAGCCGGUCAUAUCCUUCGAGUGAAGUGAGGAACAAUACCGUGAAGUGGUCAGACUGGAUUGAUAGGCUUUUUCUGAAGUAUGGGGCGCACUGGAAGAGGGCUGGAAUCUACGAUGCCAUCCUUCUGUCUAAGCAGUCUGUGAAUAGGGAUGAGAACCUGUUAGCUGCUGCUCUUUGUUUCUGGAAUUCUGCCAGCAACACCUUCGACUUCCGCCCGAGCCCAAUGUCUCCAACUCUACUGCACAUGGCCCAAAUAUUUGGGUUCAUGCCUUAUGGAAGACCUGCUAAUGCUAUUGGUGAUUAUCACAGGAGGAAGAAUGGUGAGAAAGUGGCUAAGAAGUUCACCAUCUCUUCUACAGUAAUCAACCAGAACUGCUCAUUCUCCAAUUUUUUGAAAAGAUUUUGUUCUGAGAAGGAUAAGGAUCAGCAGCACAUGUUCUUCCUUCUAUAUUGGCUGAAUAGGUUCGUAUUUCCAAACCGCCCCUCAGUAAUUCCACUCAAAUAUGGGCAUCUGGCAAAGGCUAUGCACAAUCACACGGGCGUGGGGCUUGGUCCCACAGUUUUGCCACAUAUGUACAAGAAUCUCCACAGCGCUACUCUGGAUAACCCACUAAAUAUCUCAUCUUCGGGUACAUUCUGGAUGAUACAGAUCUGGCUAGAAGCACUGCACGAAGAGGUCUGCUGCACAGUGGCAAGUGGUGCUCAGAAGAAGCUACCCCUGGUUCAAGCCUGGGUACAGACUUUUGAGGUGCCUGAAGAUGAAGCGGCCAAAAUUGACUUUAGGAAGAAGUUCCUCAAUGUCAUGCUGACCCGAGACCUAACCUUUGGUGGGGGUAAGCCCCCCAACUCUCAUCUGGGUGGAGAAGUCUAUCAACCGAACUAA
This is a messenger RNA of Prunus armeniaca (apricot), 1005 nucleotides long. The record is from the annotation of a GenBank genome assembly. Lineage: Eukaryota; Viridiplantae; Streptophyta; Magnoliopsida; Rosales; Rosaceae.